Prorocentrum cordatum is the source of this 704-nucleotide messenger RNA. The record is from the annotation of a GenBank genome assembly. NCBI's taxonomy places the organism in Eukaryota, Dinophyceae, Prorocentrales, Prorocentraceae.
GGUCAUGAUUUGCACCCCCCCUCUUGGACACCCCCUUCUUGGCCGCUCCCGAAAUGGGUGCGCUCGCCGCUCGCGAGCGGGAGCGGGCGGGCACCAAGAACGAGUUCUACUACGACCUGGCGGCCCGCAUCCGCGCGCAGCUGCCCGGGGCGGAGGUGCACGUAUGGAGCGAGACGGCGGGGAGCUCGGUGCCCGAGGACUUCGACGGCUUCCGCGCCCGGAACAUCACCGUCCACCUGGACACGGACAUCGUCGAGACGUGGUCGCACAUGGCCCAGUCGCAGGUGCUCGUGAUGGCGAAGAGUAGCUUCAGCUUCAUCUCGGCCAUACUGAACCGGGGCUGCGUCGUGUACCAGCCCUGGCUCACCAGGCCCAUCCGGAGUUUCACCGCCACGACCCUGCACGACCGCACCAUGCCCACCAUCGCCGAGGAGAAGCUCUCGGCCUGCCUCGCAAAGGCUGGGCCCAGCACCGCUUGAGGCCUCUGGGCGGCCGCGCUCGGGGCAGGGGGGGGCCUCCUGGGUCGCCGGCGCUGCUCCUCCAGCAGGCUCCUCGAGUCCGGCAGAACGUGAGGGCGACGAAUGAUGAGGAACCCGACCCUGGAGGGCCCCCCCCCUCCUCCGCUUUCGCGUCGAGGGGCCCUCGGUCCCGCUCUCCCGCCCACGCCCGCGGGACGCGCCACAGAUUGCCACGGUCAGAGGGAG